AGAGAUAGAGAAGCACAAUCGCUGAAGGUGUGUGCAGGACAAACACUGACAGGCUGAGACAUCGAGAGUGAGAAAGAGGGAGCUUGCAGCACCUGAGAGGCGGCAGCUUCAUUAGUAUCAGGAGGACAGUCGUCACAGGCAGCCACACCAGGACUUGUGUAGAUAAACUGUUGUCAUCCACCGCUUGUGGAGCAGCACGGGGAGGCUACAGCGGAGGAGGAGAACGAGGCUGGAGCCAAAGCUUGAAUGAGAGGAUAAGAAGCAUCGCUGCCACCUGACUCAUACUGGGAGUCAGCCUCAGCACCUGCAGCGGCACUCUGAGCACUCCAGCUAUCAAGGAGACUGGGGGAGACUGGGGGAAGAGAGCUGCUGAGAUUAUGCGCGGGGCAGAGAGCUCCUGUGGAUUCCCAGUCUUCGGCAACGACAGCAGCAGCAGGACGAGCAGGAGCUGUGGCUCUACAGAUAGUAGCAGAGCUAGCUGGAGCUGCAGCAAAACAAGGAGCCCUAACUCCAAAGCUAUUUACUUAUCCAGAGAUGAAGGUAGCAUUUACAGCCAUGGUGUAACAGGAACCAGCUGUCAAUGUUGCCACAGUGCUGAAUGUACCUGUAGCCAGAGCAGUAACGGUCUCUGCAGCGCUGGUGCAAAGGUGACCACAGCAGUGCAGUUAGGUGUAGUUGUAGCAGUAGCAGGGGGGGCAGUGGCUCAGGACACUGAAUGACCAGUGUGGCUGAUGAAGGCCACCUGGAUCCGCUUGCUGAAACGAGCCAAGGGAGGUCGCGUCAAGAGCUCUGAUGCCUGUGGUUCGGCCGACUCCUACACCAGCCGUCCAUCAGACUCCGAUGUGUCCCUCGAGGAGGAUAAGGAGGCAGUGCGCAGAGAGGCAGAGCGACAGGCUCAGGCACAGCUCGACAAGGCCAAGACCAAACCAGUUGCAUUUGCUGUUCGCACAAAUGUCAACUACAGCCCGAGUCACGAUGAUGAUGUCCCUGUGCCAGGCAUGGCCAUCUCCUUUGAGGCUAAAGACUUCCUCCAUGUCAAAGAGAAAUUCAACAACGACUGGUGGAUAGGACGCCUGGUGAAGGAAGGCUGUGAAAUUGGUUUCAUCCCGAGUCCAGUGAAGAUUGAAAACACUCGUAUCCUCCAAGAGCAGAGAGCCAAACAGGGCAAGUUCCAUUCCAGUAAACUGGGAGCUAACUCAUCCUCUAGUUUAGGUGAAGUGGUACCUAACUCACGGAAAUCUACUCCUCCUUCGUCUGCCAUUGACAUAGAUGCCACAGACUUAGACCCCGAGGACAAUGAGCUUCCAGUCAACCUGCGCUCCCCUAAAGCCAGUCCAAACACUGUCAUGUCACCCCUAGCAAAAGAGAAACGAAUGCCCUUCUUUAAGAAGACGGAACACAUUCCUCCGUACGACGUUGUGCCUUCCAUGCGACCUGUGGUUCUGGUUGGACCAUCGCUGAAGGGCUACGAGGUGACAGACAUGAUGCAAAAAGCACUGUUUGACUUUUUGAAACACAGAUUCGAGGGAAGAAUAUCAAUCACACGCGUCACGGCGGACAUCUCUCUGGCCAAACGCUCAGUCCUGAACAAUCCCAGCAAGCAUGCCAUCAUCGAACGCUCCAAUACACGCUCAAACUUGGCUGAAGUCCAGAGUGAGAUUGAGCGGAUUUUCGAACUGGCCCGGACGUUACAGCUGGUAGUUCUGGACGCCGACACCAUCAACCAUCCGUCACAGCUGGGGAAGACGUCCCUCGCCCCCAUCAUUGUCUACGUCAAGAUCACCUCGCCCAAGGUGCUGCAGAGGCUCAUCAAGUCCAGAGGCAAGUCUCAGGCCAAACACCUCAAUGUCCAGAUGGUGGCUGCUGACAAGCUGGCUCAGUGCCCUCCUGAAAUGUUUGACAUCAUCCUAGAUGAGAACCAGCUGGAGGAUGCAUGUGAGCAUAUGGCUGAUUACCUGGAGGCCUACUGGAAAAGCACUCACCCCACGAGCUGCAACCCCCCCAACCCACUGCUAACAAAGCUGCCCACAGCCACCCUGCCCUCCAGCCCAGCCCCAGUCUCCGGCGUGCAGGGCAGCAGUGCAGAGCAGAAAGGAGAUAAAGCAUUAGUGGAGAGAAAGGGCUCCAGAGAGGAGCACCAUCAUCACCAUCACCACCACCACCACCACCAGAGCCAGGACCAGGCUGAUGCAGAGGCUGAGGGGGAGGGCAAUGAGGAGGAGAGGCCUCUGAGGACAGAGACCUCCAGGAGAGCCCAGCACAUCCACCACCGUUCAUCUUUCACCAGGACUGAGCACCACAACCACCAUCACCACCACCACAGCAGUCGAGCGCGGGGCCUCUCCCGGCAGGAGACUUUGGACUCGGAGACCCCCGAGAGCCGAGAGAGCAGAGAGAGCCGAGAGAGCAAGGACUCGGCUUAUAUCGAGCCACGCACUCAGCUCCUCCACCAGGAAGAGGAGGAGGAGGAGGAGGAGGAGGAGGAGGAAGAGGAUGAGGAGGACGAGGAUCUAGGGGAGGGGCACCCCCAGCAGCAACAGCGUUAUGAGCCACUGCCCCACCGGGACCACAACCACCAUCACCACCACCACCAUCACCGCGGUGGGGCGGAGGAGGCCGGCCACAGCACGGGACACCACCGCUCAAAGGAGCGCGAACAGGACCAUAACGAACGGAACAAGCAGCGCUCUCACCACCACCGGCCGGCACGUGACCACCACCAUCACCACUACGACCGGGACAGAGACAGGGACCGAGAGGGGGAGGUGGCUCCCAAAAAGAGGGGUGAGGCAGGGGAAUGGGCCAGAGACUCCUACAUCCACCAGUGACAGACCAAAUCCCUGAAGCUCAUUUGGACUUUCCUCUUAAAGACCAUUCUGUUCUCCCAUUGUGCUGCUAUACCCUGAAUCCACAGCAUCCUAUUUAUGUACACUUCCGUUGUAAAUGCUGUUGCAUCUUUUUCAAUGGCAGGAUUUUGAUUACAUAGAUACAAAUAUAAAUAUAUAAAUAUAUGUAUGUGUGUAUCUAUGCAUAGACGUUGUUUAUGUGUGGAUAUGCAUGAAUAUUCUUAAAUAUGCAUAUUUUAAACCUGUGUUUGAUAAAGCAUGACACAAAAGCAGAUUUUUUUUUCUGUACUGAGCUGUGCUUUCUGUGAUUAGCAUUUUUAUUUUUUAUUAUUAUGAAAUUUUUUUGCUUGCUACCACUUGAAAAAUUAGUUCCUUCAGACUACUGCUAGGGUUGACUGCGACGGUUGACUAACCAAGUUAGUUUGAUGCUGUAUUUGCAGGUCUUUUGUUUAAAAGAAUAGUUUGGCAAUUUGGGAAAUUCCGUAUUUGCUGUCUUGCUGAGAGUUACACUCAGUUGCCAGUUUAUUCGGUACACCGUGCUAAAACUAAAGCAGUCUAAUACAACAGUCCUGUCAUAUAUAUCCUAGCUUCAUGAAGGUUAUAAUGUUCAUUUUUUGCUGAAACUGUUUUAGAAAACUUUAUGAUCAUUUUGGAGGCUGUAGUUGCUGUUAAUAGUUAUACUGGGAGGUUUCAGCGAAAACUGAACAUUGUAACCUUCGUUUACUGUAUUAGAGAGCUUUAGGUUUAGUUGCUAGGUGUACUUAAUAAACUGGCAACAGAAUUGUAAACAUGAAGCUACAGCUAGCAGCCGGUUAGCUUAGCUUAGACUGCAAACAGCGGGGCUUAACUUUAGCUAACUUAAGCUAACCGGCAGCUUACGCUAGCUGCAGCUUCUUAUUUAACAGACCGAUACGAAAGUGGUAUCGAUGUUCUCAUCUAACUCUCGGCAAGAAAGCGAAUAAGCGUGUUUCCCAAAGUGUCAGACUACUCCCUUAUUUUUAUGUUCAUCAUUUAUUGCUUAGUUUCUUUUUUUAAAUUCUGCAUCCAUGGUUUUAGACAUUUGGUUUUAUGCCUCCUUCGAGGUGCACCUUAGUCUUGCCUUACAAGACAAACGACUUCUACAAUAACUUCCUCUCUUAUAUGCAGUACUGUUCUUUGUAUGGGUCUAGAAACAUUUUAUAACAUUGAUACACCCUUUAUUCUGCACUUUCACUGAUUCACAUUGGUUUCAAGUGAAAGCGAUUUGAUAUAACAUUUCAACUUAUUGUAGGUCUACUACCAAAAACUCCAUUGAGGUUCAUCUUUUAUUAAGUCUGACCCCUUUUCUAAUGAAUGUUGUUUAAAUUCCCACUUUAACUUCCACUUGAUAAUAUAACGAAUGUUCGUUUUAGGAGAUCUUCUUCAGUAUGUUCCUCACUGAAAAUUAAAACAUUUCAACUCAAACAAUUUAAAAUGUUUACAAGACAAAGGUAGUUAUGUUGUCUGUCUUUUGACAUUUGUUAACUCCCCUGACUAGGGUCUAUUUAAUGCAGAGUGAUGGUGUUUGAUGGUGUAAGAGCCUCCAACACCUGCCCCCUUUGUUUAAUGACGUGCAAAAGUUGGAUCAACUCAUAUUUUCACAGAUAUCAUGUAUUAAUUCAUGAUACUGAAGAUCUGAAUUGAGCCCCUCUGUUUACAAAACCACUAAACCCUGUCCCUUCAUUUUCUUUGUUUUUGCCUGACAAUUGUAAUUAUAAAAACUACUCCAUUUCUAUGCUACAUUGGUAGCAUUACAGAUUUUCUAACAGUGUACAUGUGUAUGUACAUAAUGCAUAAAUAUAAAGAAUAAAAUUGGCAACAAAGGACUGACGAGGGGGGAUAAGAA
Molecule: messenger RNA, 4710 nt
Organism: Siniperca chuatsi (mandarin fish)
Lineage: Eukaryota; Metazoa; Chordata; Actinopteri; Centrarchiformes; Sinipercidae
Gene: cacnb2a
Product: calcium channel, voltage-dependent, beta 2a
Exons: 13
Coding region: 732-2828 (698 amino acids)
Biological process (GO): neuromuscular junction development; regulation of voltage-gated calcium channel activity; chemical synaptic transmission
Cellular component (GO): voltage-gated calcium channel complex
Molecular function (GO): high voltage-gated calcium channel activity; protein binding
Source: RefSeq, a predicted model, not a curated record